CAUCUUUGCACCUUUUGAUUAAGACAGUUGGAAAUUGAAUACAAAUGCUACUACCCUGGGCUUUUGCAGGAAUUCAAUUUCUUACGUCUCGAUGCGGUUUUGUGGUAGACGAUACCCGCCAACUUCACCUGUCUAUAUCAACUGUCGACCACUAAUGCGCCGACGCGACGGUAGUGUUCGCAUGCCGUUGUAUUCUUUAAUGUAUGUAACCGAGUAAAAGUAGGGGGUAAAUAAUGGAUUCGGAAAAGGAUAAGGUCGGCGAUGCUGUCGCAAUACCGGCAGCGCCGGCAGCUACCAAAGAGAUGACACCGUCGCAACCUCUAGAGCCGGUGCAGCCGCCUGCCCCUAAAGCACCAAGCCCGGCUCCAAGCACUACUAGUUCGACCGGCCGUCCGCCUUACAUGCCGCAAUUCUCAGCAGCAACGCAGAUGAUCCUCAAGAGAAUAAAUUCCAAGCCUGGAAGUCUGUCUUCAGCGCUCUCAUCUGCCUCCUCAACGUUCCCUAGGAAUAGCAUUAAGGAUUCCACUUUCGAGGAUACCAAGAGACGUCUUGUUAAAACUAUGAACACUUCUCUAACGAUGCCUAUGCCGACUAUUACUCCCAAGCACGCUUCCUCUUCUUCCACUACGAAGAAGCCAUCUGCAGGCACUACUAUGCGCAUGCCUAUGAACGACGCCUUUCAGCUUAGGACGCCGGCACUAGCCAAGUACGGGUCUACAACCAAGGAGGCAUCUCGGGGCCAAAAAGCACCAGCCCAAAAAUCUAAGGGGAAAUCGCAACGCGGAACUAAGCGCAAACGCGGUAAGGACGACCAUGACGAUGUAGAUACGUCCUCAAGCCUAAGCGAGCUAUCCGACGACGAAAGCCCUACCAGCACCAUUGCCGUCACUACUACUACCAAGGAGAAUCAAGCCAUGCCUACUAUGACGAAGUCUGGCCGCCAGGUGCAGAAGCCGACGCAGUACAACCCCUCGCAGCAGUCAGCCCGCGAUGCCGCCACCCAAAAGCGCAAGAACUACGGCAAGCGUACGGCAGAGCAGGCCCUGUGCAAAGUGUGUACUCGAGGACUGAGCGUCCCCGCUAACCAGAUCGUCUUCUGCGAUGGCUGCAACCUUUGCUGGCACCAGAUGUGCCACGAACCAUACAUCGACGACGAAUUCGUUAGCAACGAGUCGCGCUCCUGGUUCUGCGGUCGCUGCAUGGCCAAGCGCGAGAGACAUCUUGCCCGUAAGAAGAAUAUUGAUGGCUUUAAAGGAGCAAGCUGGUCCAACAAGACCAACGAACAGAAACGAACAUAUCUCUCUGGUGUACCUCACGCGCAGCUCGUCAACCUCAUCAUGUACAGCACGGAGCUGCAUCCAGACUUGCCUAUCUUCCCUCAGGAGACUAAACGCGGCGCUGCUCAAGUGGGGCGACCAUCUCAGGAGAGUCUACGGGUCAAAGCGGAGUCCAACAUUAACGUCGGCCCAACCCACUACUCUAGCAAAGUGUCGACACCUGACUCACAAUCCGUGAACGUAAAGACAAGCGUUAAUAAGGGUACUACUACCGCCGAGAACCAAGACCAAGCAGCCAGAGAGGAUUCCGCAGAUUCCGUGCCCCCUGCCUGGCCCAAAGUCGGACGUGGUUGUCUAGCGGGUUUAGAGAUUGACGAAGACGAUCUGCGCGACGACAACGAUUACGAAGCCUUCAGCGUUACGACCUACGACACUAAGGGUAAGAAGAUCACGGAGAACGGCAUGGCAGUCUGAGUUAGCAGCAACAACUCAGAUCCAAAGAUGAAGCAAAAGAGACGAUCGGACUUUUAUAGAGUUCAUCUCUAAACUCAACAGCAGUCCCACCUACGGACCAAUUAUGGGGAAUGUGUCUCGCUCGAGCAUAGGUAGGAAGCCACCGCGUUAUAAUUGUGUGUAUAUAGAUGGUCGAUGAUUGCGGUAGCACCAGGUAUACGAUUGCCCUUUGGAUCUGUCAGCCUUAAGAGAAGGCGGAUUCGGUCAAUGCUACCUAAGUAUUAUGUAUAAAGGUUAGCAUCCCUCAUUGCAGUGUCUAUAGUUAUAGCUACCCAACCAUAGCUAGUACAUACCGUGCCAGCUGAUUCAGUCUGGUUUAAUAACUUGAUAAUGAUGAUUCGUUCCUAAUCCAAAAGAUUUAUGUCUGGUGAAAGGGCAAGCUUUGGGUGCAUGGC
Daldinia loculata is the source of this 2185-nucleotide messenger RNA. RefSeq lists its product as uncharacterized. Bases 234 to 1751 code for a protein of 505 amino acids. The transcript has 2 exons. The record is from RefSeq and is a predicted model, not a curated record. Lineage: Eukaryota; Fungi; Ascomycota; Sordariomycetes; Xylariales; Hypoxylaceae.